AUCAUUCUGCACCGGGAUAAGCAUUUCAAAAGAUGGUAAAUCCAUCCAACGGCUAGAAUAAUUCAAAGAUUUAAAAAAGAAAAACAAGAAAAAAGCAUCUCGGCCCCGUUGCUUUCUCCGUCGGCAUCGUCUCCCAACCUUCCCCUUUUUAUACUUCUUCUCCGAAACCCUAGCCCUCAUCGAUUCCAUUCCUCUCCUCAGCUCGACGCCAUCUCCACCUCCGCCUUCCGAUCAUGGACCCCGGAUCAAACCCUGACGCCCCAAACCCCAAUCAAGAUCCCGCCCCGUCGGCGGCCGAUGCUGCUCCGCAGCCCUCUGACGCCGGCAUCGAAGCCAUUGCUCGGAGAGUCCAAGAAUCCUUGUCCCUCUCCGGUGUAUCUCGGCAUCGCUUCUGGGAAACCCAACCCGUCGGCCAGUUCCGCGAUCUUGGCGACACCUCCCUUCCCGAAGGCCCGAUCGAAGCUCCCACCCCGUUGUCCGACGUCCGCCGUGAUCCCUACAACCUCCCGGCACAGUACGAGUGGACGACCUGCGACAUCGACGAUGAUCACACCUGCACCGAGGUAUACAACCUUCUCACCCAGAACUACGUUGAAGAUGAUGAGAAUAUGUUUCGCUUCAAUUAUUCGAUGGAAUUCCUCCGGUGGGCUCUCCGCCCGCCGGGGUACUUCAAAUCUUGGCACAUCGGCGUCCGGGCCAAGGCUUCUCAGAAGCUAGUCGCUUUCAUCACCGGCGUGCCGGCGCGGAUCCGUGUUCGCGAUGAUGUCGUCAAAUGGCGGAGAUCAACUUUCUUGUGUGUCCAUAAGAAGCUCCGGUCUAAGCGUCUUGCGCCGGUCAUGAUCAAGGAGGUAACUCGCCGUGUUCAUCUUGAGAAUAUAUGGCAGGCUUCUUAUACCGCCGGCGUUGUGAUUCCGACCCCGAUCUCCACCUGCCGGUACUGGCAUCGGUCCCUCAACCCAAAGAAGCUGAUUGAUGUUGGAUUCUCCCGGCUUGGAGCAAGAAUGACGAUGAGCCGAACUGUUAAACUCUAUAAACUUCCUGAAUCUACUGUUACCAAGGGUUUCCGCAAGAUGGAGCUCCGUGAUGUCCCUGCAGUGACUCGGCUUCUGAAGGAGUAUUUGAGGCAGUUUGCUGUUGCUCCAGAUUUUGAUCAGGAUGAUGUUGAGCAUUGGCUUCUUCCUCUGGAGAAUGUAGUUGAUAGCUACUUGGUGGAGAGCCCAGAGACUCAUGAGAUCACUGAUUUUUGCAGCUUUUAUACCCUUCCAUCUUCCAUACUUAAUAACCCGAAUUACUCACUCCUCAAGGCUGCGUAUUCUUACUACAAUGUGUCGACAAAGACUCCGCUGCAGCAGCUGAUGAAUGAUGCACUGAUUGUCGCGAAGAAGAAUGACUAUGAUGUGUUCAAUGCAUUGGAUGUAAUGCAAAAUGAGUCUUUCUUGAAGGAGCUGAAGUUUGGACCGGGUGAUGGGCACCUGCAUUACUAUUUAUACAAUUAUCGGAUUAGGAAGGCCUUGCAUCCAUCGGAGCUUGGACUUGUUCUUCUUUAGAUUGCAUUUUCAAUAAUUGGUGGGUUCAUGUGGGUGACUUGGGGAAACAGUUAUAGUCUUUUGUUUGUUUCUCAUAUUUUGAUUUUGGAAGUUCUUUUCACCAUGUUUUGUUAGCAUUAGUGUGUUGUCCUUUGCGGAAAGGUUAGAGGUAUGCUCUCUUACCACGAUGAGUAGGCUUGAUGAGUUAUUAUUUGCCAAAGGUUAGGGUUUCGUUCUCCUACCGUGAUGAGCAGGCUUAAUAAGUUAUCAUUUGCCAAAGGUUAGGGUUGCGUUCUCUUAUCAUGCUGAGUAGGCUUGAUAUGUUGAAAGGCUUUGAUUUGAAUGGUUGAAAUUGAAGUAAAUUUUGGAUGUAUUACUGUGUUUUUCCUAGUUGAGACUUAUUUGCAUGCCAUUAAGGUUGUCAAUGUAUUGUUCAUGUCCUCAAUGUUGAUGUUCCAUUGAUGGGAGUAAAUUGGUAAGCAUGUUCAUUUUCUGUGC
Molecule: messenger RNA, 2024 nt
Organism: Dioscorea cayenensis subsp. rotundata (Guinea yam)
Lineage: Eukaryota; Viridiplantae; Streptophyta; Magnoliopsida; Dioscoreales; Dioscoreaceae
Product: glycylpeptide N-tetradecanoyltransferase 1-like
Biological process (GO): N-terminal peptidyl-glycine N-myristoylation
Cellular component (GO): cytoplasm
Molecular function (GO): glycylpeptide N-tetradecanoyltransferase activity
Source: RefSeq, a predicted model, not a curated record